AUGGACCACCAGUGGACAUCGCAGGCACCGUCGCCCGAAAAAUCCUGCGAGCUCUACAUCCGCGACCAUCCGUCCCGCGCCAUCGCCAUCGUCUCGUCGACGCACGCCCUCAUCCUGCGGUACAGCGCCUCGGCCAGCGACAUCAUCCCUAAUGGCUCCUACACGUCGCUGCCGGUCACCAACAAGGCCUCUGUCUCCAAGUGCAUGGUCGAGUUUGCGCCCAUUACCAAGACGCUCCUGAAGGACUAUCGCCCCCUCACCCACCGGCCUAUCUACGGCACCCUCGGCCUGAUUACCGCGAAUAACGAGGUCUUCCUGUCCGUCAUCACCCACGCGACUCGCACGGCGACUGUUCGUCCCGGCGAAACGGUCGAAAAGAUUGUCAGCGUGGCAUUUUACUGCCUCAGCACCGACGAGUACGACGAUGUGGUGCCUCUCGAAUCCUACGAAACCGAAUCAUCCGAUGCCUCCUCGGUGUAUAGCACCCAGUCCUAUGGUCAGAGCCUCAGCCACCGUGAUUUGGUUGUCGAGCAUCCUUGCCAUGAGCUGCGCAAGAUUUUAAGCAACGGCUCGUUCUACUACAGCACCGAUUUCGACGUGACGAACCGACUCCAAGACCGUCCAAUCAACGCGGACUCGUUCCAUAUUGACAGCUUCAACGACAUGUACCUGUGGAACUCAUUCAUGAUUAGCCCUUUGGUCAAAUUUCGUUCAAGGCUGUUGCCGCAGGAGCGGGAGGCGCUGGACGAAUCCCGCAUUCUGACUUCUGCCAUUCGUGGGUUUUGCAAGACUAUGACAAUACCCCAGAGCGCCUCGCCGCUCAAAGGCAACAAUGGACGGGCAUCGUAUCUGACACUUAUAUCCCGCUUAUCUUGUCGCCGAGCCGGCACUCGCUUCAAUGCUCGCGGUAUCGACGACGACGGCCACGUUGCCAACUUUGUCGAGUCGGAAACCAUCUUUUGGAGCGCCACGGGCACCGUCUUUUCUUACGUGCAGGUUCGUGGCUCGAUUCCCGUAUUCUGGGAGCAGGCGGCCGAUUUGAUACCUGGGCGACAAAAGCUCACAAUAACAAGACAAGCGGAUGCUACACAGCCUGCCUUCAACAAGCAUUUUGAAGAGCUCGAAGCCAUGUAUAGUGCGGUGCAUGUCGUCAAUCUACUGAGCGAUACGAAGCCCGGUGAGGUUGAGCUGGGCAACGCCUACAAAACUGGCAUAAAGCAUUGCCCUUUGAGUCGCGCCCGUCCUGGCGGCGGAACAGAUGAUCACGCCAUGCUGCGCCAGACGCACUACGACUUUCAUGCAGAGACCAAGGGCCCUGGCGGUUACGAAGCUGCGCGGGAUAUACGUCGUCAUAUUGAGCAUUCAAUCGACGGAUUUGCGUAUUUCUUGGCAGAGGAAGCUGACGAUGAGAAGCGCCUGCGCAGCAAGGAAACGAGAAUGGUUGUCGUGCUGCAGCAAGAAGGCGUCUUUCGCACAAACUGUCUCGACUGCCUGGAUCGAACCAAUCUAAUCCAGACCCUGAUCUCGCAAAUGGCAGCAGAGGCAUUCCUCAGCCACCGCGGUGUAUACGCUGCUUCUGAUUUCUGGAUGCGUCACUCGACGCUUUGGGCCGACAAUGGUGACUCGCUGUCCAAGAUUUAUGCCGGCACAGGAGCGCUCAAGUCGUCAUUUACGCGGCACGGAAAGAUGUCGCUCGCCGGAGCUGUAGCCGAUAUGCGCAAGUCUGUGCAGCGACUCUACCACAACAACUUUGUUGACCCGUCGCGGCAAAUCACCAUUGAUAUGCUCCUGGGUCGAUUGAUUGGACAAGCGCCAGUGCACUUGUGUGAUCCCAUUAGUGACUAUAUCUCUGCAGAGCUUAAUAAGCGCAGUGAUGAAUACACAUCGUUUGAGAAUAUCAACCUGUGGGUCGGUACAUUCAACCUCAAUGGUAAGACAGAAGGCAUAGGCCAAGAUCUGUCGCCUUGGCUAUUUCCGCGGGACGUUGGCAAGGAUCUGCCUGAAAUCUAUGUCGUGGCCUUUCAGGAAAUUGUUGAGCUCAGUCCGCAGCAAAUCAUGAACAGCGAUCCGUCGCGCAAGUUUCUCUGGGAGCAGGCUGUCAAGAAUGCCCUGAACGAGCGCCAAGACAGGACCGGGGGCGAGCCGUACGUGCUUUUACGCAGUGGACAGCUGGUCGGUGCGGCAUUGUGCAUUUUCGUAAAGGCAUCGAGCCUGCCUAAUAUCAAAAAUGUCGAAGGGAGUGUCAAGAAGACGGGCAUGUCUGGCAUGGCGGGCAACAAGGGUGCGGUGGCGAUUCGACUAGAUUAUGCCAAUACGCACAUCUGCUUUGUCACAGCCCAUUUGGCGGCUGGGUUUGCAAAUUAUGACGAGAGAAAUAGAGAUUAUGCAACGAUCCACCACGGGUUACGAUUUCAGCGUAACCGUGGCAUCGAUGACCACGAUGCCAUCAUCUGGCUCGGUGAUUUCAACUACCGCAUUGGAUUAGGUCUCGACAUUGCGCGUUCGUUGGUGCAGCAACGGAAUCUGUCAAGGUUGUAUGAAAAUGACCAGCUGAAUCUACAAAUGGUUGCCGGACUGGCGUUUCCGUUUUACUCGGAAGCACGUAUCAACUUUAUGCCUACAUACAAGUUUGACGUGGGAACCGAUACCUAUGACAGCUCUGAAAAAGCGAGAAUACCGGCAUGGACAGAUCGCAUUUUGCGGCGAGGCCAGAACUUGCGACAACUCAGCUACAACUCGGCACCGCUGCGCUUCUCGGAUCACCGGCCUGUGUACGGCACGUUUGAGUGCACAGUCAGCAUUGUCAACGAGAGGCGGCGCGAGGCCAUAAGCGCGGAGCUGUACGAGCGGCGCAGAGCGGAGCUCGGCGAAACCGGGGGCUCGGUGCUGGACCUGGACACAGAAGAUGAGGAGCUAAUCGGGUUCGACCCGGUAGAACCUGGCCUGCCGGCGGCCAGCUCGGACCGGCAGAAGUGGUGGCUGGAUAACCGGCAGACGGCACGGGCGCAUAUUCCUAUCCCGACGGGCAGCAACGGGCAGCCGAUGAGCCUCAACCCGCAGCGGGCGUCAAACCCGUUUACGCCGAGCGACGAGCCCGACUGGGUGGCGGUAUCGAGGGCCUCGCCGGGGGCGGCGAGUAGCCUCUCGAGCUCGCCGUACGAAAAGGUGCAGAUGCCGCGGCGCACGGUGCCGUCGGACGCGGCAAGGCUGCCGGCGCAGAUGGGCAAGCUGGCCAUGGCGGACGAUCAGGCAUCGAUGAUGUCGCUGCGGAGCACAGACUCGGAGCGUCAGCAGGCGCCGCCGCCGCCGCCGCCGCCACGACGACGCGGUGUGGGACAGCAGCCGUCCGCGACGCCAACCACCGCUUCGCAGCUCCCGGCACGGCCAGAAUCGUCGUUGUCGCAGCAGUCUCAGACCAAGGAGGGCGGGGGAAACAAGCCGCCUAUUGCGCGGAAGCCAGCGCAUCUCGCGGGAGCAUCACCAGUGGCAGCGCGGAGCCCAACGCAGCAGCACCCGCCGCUGCCUCCUAGGGGCGAGGCAUCGCGGAAGCCGCUGCCGCCGCCUACAGAGUCGCUGAUAUAG
Molecule: messenger RNA, 3582 nt
Organism: Beauveria bassiana ARSEF 2860
Lineage: Eukaryota; Fungi; Ascomycota; Sordariomycetes; Hypocreales; Cordycipitaceae
Product: Inositol polyphosphate-related phosphatase
Exons: 3
Coding region: 1-3582 (1193 amino acids)
Biological process (GO): phosphatidylinositol dephosphorylation
Cellular component (GO): cytoplasm; membrane
Molecular function (GO): phosphatidylinositol-4,5-bisphosphate 5-phosphatase activity; phosphatidylinositol-3,5-bisphosphate 5-phosphatase activity
Source: RefSeq, a predicted model, not a curated record